Lasiodiplodia theobromae is the source of this 1551-nucleotide messenger RNA. Its product is annotated as FAD binding domain containing protein. The record is from RefSeq and is a predicted model, not a curated record. Bases 1 to 1551 code for a protein of 516 amino acids. NCBI's taxonomy places the organism in Eukaryota, Fungi, Ascomycota, Dothideomycetes, Botryosphaeriales, Botryosphaeriaceae. The transcript is spliced from 3 exons. Gene Ontology annotation, molecular function: FAD binding.
AUGCCUUCUUUUCGUUCUGUGGCCGCGGCCGCUCUCCUGGGCCUGGGUGCCGUUGCGAAAGCUGAUUCGCUGACGUGCCAGUCCCUGGAGAGCACUUCUGCCAUCUCUAUUGACAGACCUUUGAGUUUGGAAUACACUUCCGAGAACAAUGAGUACUGGUCCACCGGUUGCGCGGCGCUCAAGCCUGCUUGCAUCAUCAAGCCGGCUUCUGCGGCAGAAAUGUCGACUGUCAUCAAGACGCUUAACCAAAACAACGAAACCUUCGCGGUUAAGUCGGGCGGCCACAACCCUAACCAGAACUUCUCGAGCAUCGAUGGCGGCCCCCUCAUCUCUACAGCUGAUCUGAACGAGGUCACGCUGGACAAGGACAGCAUGACGGUCCGUGUUGGCCCUGGAAACAGGUGGGAGGAUGUGCACAAGGUGUUGGACGGGACGAACACGACCAUCAUUGGUGGCCGGAUCGGUAAUGUGGGAGUGGGAGGCUACAUCCUGGGCGGCGGUCUCAGUUUCCUGUCGGCUGAGUAUGGCUGGGCGGCCAACAACUUGGUCGAGGCCGAGGUGGUGCUGGCCAACGGCACCAUCACGACGGCCUCGGCCACCCAGAACGCCGAUCUCUUCAAGGCGCUCAAGGGCGGCGGUGCCAACUUUGGCAUCGUCACGACGUACACGCUCAAGGCCCACCCGAUCAACGACAUCUGGGGCGGCAACCUGAUCUUCGCGGCGUCGGACGACACGGACAAGGCGCUCCUGGCCGCGCUGCAGAACUUCACGCAAAACUACCCUGACGAAAAGGCCGGCAUCAUCCUGACGUCGGAGAUCACGGGCGCCAACCUGGUGCACAUCUGGAUCAUGUUCCUCUUCUACGACGGGCCGGAGCCGCCGGCGGGCGUCUUCGACAUGUUCACGAGCCUGAAGCCCAUCACCAACAACGCCAAGACGCGCUCGUACUACGACCUGCUGGCCUUCAACAACUGGGCGGUGCUCAAGGGCUCGGCCUACACUAUUGCGACUGAGACGACGCCGCUGCUCGCCCAGGACGCGUCGGCCGACGCCGUCAACACGACCCUGGCCCACCUCGAGGACUGCUACGAGCACUGGGUCAACGUGUCCAAGAGCUACGCCGCCGUGCCGGGUCUCGUCGCCUCGGUCGCCUUCCAGCCCUACCCGGCCGUCUUCGCCCGCAAGGCGCGCGAGAUCGACGCGGCCGUCGGCAACGGCGACGGCGACCUCAUCGCCUUCGACGACGCCGCCGACCGCAUCAUCUUCGAGUUCGACUUCUCGUACUGGCGCGGCCUGCCCGUCCUCGACGAGAAGAUCGACUCGGCUACCGUCGAGCUGUACGGCGGCAUGAAGGACAUUAUUGAUGCCGCCGUCGCCGACGGCAAGGUGCCUGAUGUCUACAGGCCGCUGUUCAUGAACGACGGCUACUUCAGGCAGGACUACUGGGGCAGGAUCGACGCUGAGAGCAGGGCGUUUGCUGAGGGCGUGCAGCAGAGCGUCGACCCCAAGGGCUUCUGGGGCAGCAGGAGUGCGGGUGGCUUCUUGCUGUGA